AUUUUCCUGGAAACUAAAUCACCCACAUUCUUUCUUUGCCUAGAUGUAAAGUAUUACAGUAGUAACCCACUUGUCCGGAGGUCGGAUUUCCGGCACCCUCAGCCCUCCAGAACAUGGCUGCUAACCCUGAAAUCUGAAAAGGAACCACAGUUUAAGUUUAUCUACUUCAACCAUAUGAAUUUAGCAGAGAAAAGUACAAUUCACAUGAGGAAAACACCCAGUGUGUCACUUACGUCUGUUCAUCCGGAUUUGAUGAAGAUUCUAGGUGACAUCAACAGUGAUUUUACUAGAGCAGAUGAAGAUGAAGAAAUCAUCGUGAAAGCCAUGAGUGAUUAUUGGGUUGUUGGGAAAAAGUCUGAUCAGCGGGAGCUGUAUGUUAUUUUGAAUCAAAAAAAUGCAAACCUGAUCGAAGUCAAUGAAGAGGUAAAGAAACUUUGUGCCACGCAGUUCAACAACAUCUUCUUCUUGGAUUGACUGAUAAUGGCUCACGGAAAGCAUCUUUUAAGAAACUCAGCAAACACUUUGUUUACCAUUGCAAGUUAUUGGUCAUAUUAUUGACUGAAUUAAUGACAAUAGUAAAGCAAUACUUGCUUUGAAGAAACAAAUUUCUACUCAGUCUGAUGAUCCCCUGAGGUUUUUAGAUUUUAAAUAUUUAUGCGGAAUUACUUAAAGGUAGUUGGCUAUAUCUCUAUCAUUCCAUUCUUUUGACAUGUGAAUAUUUUACUGGAAAAUAAGACUAAUAAAUUGUUAAA
Urocitellus parryii (Arctic ground squirrel) is the source of this 752-nucleotide messenger RNA. Lineage: Eukaryota; Metazoa; Chordata; Mammalia; Rodentia; Sciuridae. The record is from RefSeq and is a predicted model, not a curated record.